Messenger RNA from Rhinichthys klamathensis goyatoka, 1698 nucleotides. RefSeq names its product prolyl 4-hydroxylase, alpha polypeptide III (gene p4ha3). The record is from RefSeq and is a predicted model, not a curated record. NCBI's taxonomy places the organism in Eukaryota, Metazoa, Chordata, Actinopteri, Cypriniformes, Leuciscidae. Gene Ontology annotation, cellular component: endoplasmic reticulum. The transcript has 13 exons. The coding region runs from base 33 to 1646 and encodes 537 amino acids. Gene Ontology annotation, molecular function: iron ion binding; procollagen-proline 4-dioxygenase activity; L-ascorbic acid binding. Gene Ontology annotation, biological process: peptidyl-proline hydroxylation to 4-hydroxy-L-proline.
GACCACUUAAACUUCUUAUAAUCUCUUAUAAGAUGUCUUCGUACUUUAGCCUCUUUAUAUUUUUAUACGUACUUAAUAUAUCAUUCUGUGAAAUGUUUACUUCGAUGAUGAGCGUGAAUCAAGCUGUUUUCGCAGAAAAACAACUAAUCGAUCAUUUAAGAUUAUACAUAGAACUGGAAAUACAAAGACUUGACGAUAUUAAAAGGUUCUUUUCAAGAGUCACAUCAUUGCACAGUGGCGUGUACAAUGAGCCAUCAGCUACCAUAGCUAAUCCAAUUGUUGCAUUCAAACUGAUCAAAAGACUUCAGUCUGAAUGGUUGAAUGCAGUCUAUACAAAUGAAGCUGAAGAGAAUAUCAAAGCUCUUAGGGAGGGCUACAGGAAGAUGGAAGUCAGCUUACCCAAGCUGGAGGACCUUCAGGGGGCAGCGCAGGGGCUGAUGAGACUUCAGGAUGUGUAUGAUCUACGUGUGGAGGGACUUGUGCAAGGUCACUUCCAGCAAAUCACAAAUGGAAAUGCUGUUGACAUUUACAAACCCCCUGUGUCUGAUACACUCUCUGGGGAUGAUUGUUUCCUUCUUGGAAAGGUGGCCUAUGAUUUGGAAGAUUACUACCAUUCCGUGCAGUGGUUUGAGGAGGCAGUUCGUCUCUUUCGAGGAACAGAAUGGAGUCCAGAAAAUGAAGGCACACUUGAAGAUGCCCUUGACCAUUUAGCUUUCUCUCAUUUCAAGACUGGAAACAUAUCCUACGCCCUCAGUCUCUCUCGGGAACUAUUGCUUCAUGAUCCUAUGAACAGAAGGGUAUGUCUCAAUGUGGAGAAGUAUGAGAAGCUCCUUGAUGAAAGUCCGCCUGUUACUAACCAACGCUUGGCUUUGAAAAGGGCUGACACCACUUAUCUGAGAACCAGGAAUGUCUAUGAGAAGCUCUGCCAAACAAAAGGAUCUCAGCCAAAACAUUUUGAGAACCCCAGGUUGUUCUGUGACUAUUUCACCAAUGGCAACCCUGGUUUACUUCUGCAACCAAUUAAAAGAGAGCUAAUCAGCCUGCACCCUUAUGUUGUGCUCUUCCAUGGUUUUGUCACUCGACCUGAAGCUAAAAGCAUCAGAGAAUAUGCAAUGCCAGGGCUUAGAAGAUCAGUGGUGGCAUCAGGAUUAAAUCAGGCCACUGCAGAAUAUCGGAUCAGCAAGAGUGCAUGGCUUAAAGAGUCGGUCCAUGAGAUUGUGGGCAAGGUGGAUCGACGCAUCACUAUGGUCACUGGGUUGAAUGUGCAGCCUCCUUAUGCUGAAUAUCUCCAAGUGGUAAAUUAUGGCAUUGGAGGACACUAUGAACCUCAUUUUGACCAUGCGACAUCUGACUCGAGUCCAUUGUACAGGCUAAAAACUGGAAAUCGAGUGGCUACAUUCAUGAUAUAUUUGAGCUCUGUGGAAGCAGGAGGAUUCACAGCCUUCAUUUACGCUAACUUCAGUGUUCCUGUAGUGGAGAAUGGGGCUCUCUUCUGGUGGAAUCUUCAUAGAAAUGGUCAAGGAAAUGGUGACACUCUUCAUGCUGGCUGCCCUGUCAUUGUUGGCGAUAAAUGGGUUGCCAAUAAGUGGGUUCAUGAGUAUGGACAAGAGUUCCGACAUCGUUGUAGCCUUAAUCCUGAGGAGUAAAGGAAGCAUGAGACCAUUUAAAGUACAAGAGUCAACCCCCUUAAAGGAGCAA